Messenger RNA from Loxodonta africana (African savanna elephant), 5915 nucleotides. RefSeq names its product adenylate cyclase 3 (gene ADCY3). Gene Ontology annotation, cellular component: plasma membrane. The record is from RefSeq and is a predicted model, not a curated record. The transcript has 22 exons. NCBI's taxonomy places the organism in Eukaryota, Metazoa, Chordata, Mammalia, Proboscidea, Elephantidae. Gene Ontology annotation, molecular function: adenylate cyclase activity. The coding region runs from base 654 to 4082 and encodes 1142 amino acids. Gene Ontology annotation, biological process: cAMP biosynthetic process; intracellular signal transduction; adenylate cyclase-activating G protein-coupled receptor signaling pathway.
UUCCCCGGGCUCGGCCCGCGCUCCCGCCGGGGAGGACCCCGAGCGCGCCCCUAGCAGCUGCCAAGACCACUGCGGUGCGAGAGGGAGGGGUCCGCCGCGUCGCGCGCGCCGCCACCCGCGCUUCCAGGCCCCGGCCCCCGAGCCGCAGCCCUAGGGGCCGGCGCGCUUGACCGGCGACCGCGAAUUUUCCAUCUCCCCGCCGCCGCUGCCUCUUUCCUCCUGCAGCCGGGCGCCUCUGGAUGCUCAGGGCCAGCCCUGCGCCUCUCCCGACCGGAUCCCGGGACUGACUGCAGCGGAAUCGCGCUCCGGCCGCUGGCCGGGGGCCUUGGCGGGGCGGUGCGGCGCCACGAGAAGCAGCCCCCCGGCCCGCUGAGCCCUCCCGCCGCACGCGUGACUCGGCUCGGCAGUCCGCGCGGGGACGGUCCGGACCACGCGGCCCCCGAGUUCGCACACAGUUCCAGAUGGUUAGCGCUACCUGUGCCCUGGAAACUCCCGCUGCGUUCCUGCCACAAGUGGCUGUCCCUCAGCCUCAGCCAAGAAGGAGCCUCCAGCCUUCGCCAGGUCUCAGAGAGCCCUGGUAGGUGGCCAUUCUGGGUGUCCCCUCCUCAGCCCCCAGUCUUCUCCAGGGCCAGUAGAAACAGACACCAGUGAAGAUGCCUCGGAAUCAGGGCUUCUCUGAUCCCGAGUACUCAGCUGAGUACUCGGCUGAAUACUCUGUCAGCCUGCCCUCUGACCCUGAUCGAGCGGUGGGCCGGACCCAUGAAAUCUCCGUCCGGAGCUCGGGGUCUUGCCUCUGCCUGCCUCGCUUCAUGCGGCUGACCUUCGUGCCUGAGUCCUUGGAGAACCUCUACCAGACGUACUUCAAAAGGCAGCGCCAUGAGACCCUGCUGGUGCUGGUGGUUUUCGCAGCCCUCUUCGACUGCUACGUGGUGGUCAUGUGCGCCGUGGUCUUCUCCAAAGACAUGCUGGCGCCCCUCAUCGUGGCCGGGAUUGGACUGGUGUUGGACAUCAUCCUUUUCGUGCUCUGCAAAAAGGGGGUGCUCCCUGACCGGGUCACCCGCAAAGUGGUGCCCUACCUGCUGUGGCUGCUGAUAACAGCCCAGAUCUUCUCCUACCUGGGCCUGAACUUUGCCCAGGCCCACACAGCCAGCGACACGGUGGGUUGGCAGGCCUUCUUCAUCUUCUCCUUCUUCAUCACGCUGCCCCUCAGUCUCAGCCCCAUCGUGAUCAUCUCAGUUGUCUCCUGCGUUGUACACACGCUUGUCUUGGGGGUCACCGUGGCCCAGCAGCAGCAGGACCAGCUAAAGGGGAUCCAGUUGCUGAGGGAGAUCCUGGCCAACGUCUUCCUCUACCUGUGUGCCAUCAUCGUGGGCAUCAUGUCUUACUACAUGGCAGACCGCAAGCACCGCAAGGCCUUCCUGGAGGCUCGCCAGUCGCUGGAAGUGAAGAUGAACCUGGAAGAGCAGAGCCAGCAGCAGGAGAACCUUAUGCUUUCCAUCCUGCCCAAGCACGUGGCUGACGAGAUGUUGAAGGACAUGAAGAAAGAUGAGAGCCAGAAGGACCAGCAGCAGUUCAACACCAUGUACAUGUACCGUCACGAGAACGUCAGCAUCCUCUUUGCUGAUAUCGUGGGCUUCACCCAGCUGUCCUCUGCCUGCAGUGCGCAGGAGCUAGUGAAGCUUCUCAACGAGCUCUUUGCCCGCUUUGACAAGCUGGCAGCGAAAUACCACCAGCUGCGGAUUAAGAUCCUGGGUGACUGUUACUACUGCAUCUGUGGCCUGCCUGACUACCGGGAGGACCACGCUGUCUGCUCCAUCCUCAUGGGGCUGGCCAUGGUGGAGGCCAUCUCGUAUGUGCGGGAGAAGACAAAGACUGGGGUGGACAUGCGUGUGGGGGUGCACACGGGCACCGUGUUGGGUGGCGUCCUGGGCCAGAAGCGCUGGCAGUAUGAUGUGUGGUCCACCGACGUCACCGUGGCCAACAAGAUGGAGUCAGGCGGCAUCCCAGGGCGCGUGCAUAUCUCCCAGAGCACCAUGGACUGCCUGAAAGGAGAGUUUGACGUGGAGCCAGGCGAUGGAGGCAGCCGCUGCGAUUACCUGGAGGAGAAGGGCAUCGAAACCUACCUCAUCAUUGCAUCCAAGCCAGAGGUGAAGAAAACAGCCACCCAAAAUGGCCUCAACGGCUCGGCCCUGCCAAAUGGAGCACCACCUUUCUCAAAGCCCAGCUCUCCUGCCCUCAUCGAGACCAAGGAGCCUGAUGGGAUCACCACCGGAUCUAUAUCGGAGGAGGCUGAGGAGCAUGAUGCCCAGGCAGACAACCCCUCAUUCCCCAACCCCCGUCGGAGGCUGCACCUUCAGGACCUGGCUGAUCGCGUGGUGGACGCCUCUGAGGACGAACAUGAGCUUAACCAGCUGCUCAACGAGGCCCUGCUGGAGCGAGAGUCUGCACAGGUAGUAAAGAAGAGAAACACCUUCCUCCUGUCCAUGCGGUUUAUGGACCCGGAAAUGGAAACCCGCUACUCGGUGGAGAAGGAAAAGCAGAGUGGGGCCGCCUUCAGCUGCUCCUGCGUUGUCCUACUCUGUACAGCGCUGGUCGAGAUACUCAUCGACCCCGGGCUAAUGACAAACUACGUGACCUUUGUGGUUGGGGAGGUUCUGCUCCUGGUCUUGACAAUCUGCUCGCUGGCUGCCAUCUUUCCCCGGGCCUUUCCUAAGAAGCUCGUGGCUUUCUCAACAUGGAUCGACCGGACCCGCUGGGCCAGGAACACCUGGGCCAUGUUAGCCAUCUUCAUUCUGGUUAUGGCAAACGUUGUGGACAUGCUUAGCUGUCUCCAGUACUACACGGGGCCCAGCAACAGGACUACAGGGAUGGAGGAGCAGGACGGCUGCGUGGCGAACCCCAAGUACUACAACUAUGUUGCUGUGCUGUCCCUCAUCGCCACCAUCAUGCUGGUGCAGGUCAGCCACAUGGUGAAGCUCACACUCAUGCUGCUCGUCACAGGCGCGGUGGCCGUCAUCAACCUCUAUGCCUGGUGCCCCAUCUUUGAUGAAUACGACCACAGACGUUUUCGGGAGCAUGAGGUUCCCAUCACCUUAGAGAAGAUGCAGGUAUCUUCUGCCCCUGGGCUCAAUGGGACCGACAGGCUGCCCCUGAUGCCUUCCAAGUACUCAAUGACAGUGAUGAUGUUCGUCAUGCUGCUGAGCUUUUACUACUUCUCCCGCCACGUGGAAAAACUGGCACGGACCCUGUUCUUGUGGAAGAUUGAGGUCCAUGACCAGAAGGAACGUGUUUAUGAGAUGCGACGCUGGAAUGAGGCCUUGGUCGCCAACAUGUUGCCUGAGCACGUGGCCCGCCAUUUCCUGGGUUCCAAGAAGAGAGAUGAGGAGCUGUACAGCCAGUCUUACGAUGAGAUUGGAGUCAUGUUUGCUUCCUUGCCCAACUUUGCUGACUUCUACACAGAGGAGAGCAUCAAUAACGGUGGCAUUGAGUGUCUACGCUUUCUCAAUGAAAUCAUCUCAGAUUUCGACUCUCUCCUGGACAAUCCCAAAUUUCGGAUCAUUACCAAGAUCAAAACCAUUGGCAGUACCUAUAUGGCAGCUUCAGGAGUCACCCCAGAUGUCAACACCAACGGUUUUACUGGCUCCAACAAGGAGGAAAAGUCGGAGAAGGAGCGCUGGCAGCACCUGGCUGAUCUGGCUGACUUUGCACUGGCCAUGAAGGACACGCUUACAAACAUCAACAACCAGUCCUUCAACAACUUCAUGCUGCGCAUAGGCAUGAACAAAGGAGGGGUACUGGCUGGCGUCAUUGGAGCCCGGAAGCCACACUACGACAUCUGGGGCAAUACAGUCAAUGUAGCCAGCAGGAUGGAGUCCACGGGGGUCAUGGGCAACAUCCAGGUAGUAGAAGAAACACAAGCCAUUCUCCGAGAGUACGGUUUCCGCUUCGUGAGGCGAGGUCCUAUCUUUGUGAAGGGGAAGGGGGAGCUGCUGACCUUUUUCCUGAAGGGGCGCGAUAAGCCAGCUGCCUUCCCGAAUGGCUCCUCUGUCACACUGCCCCACCAGGUGGUAGACAACUCCUGAGUGGCCUCUAGCCCACAACAGUCCAAAUGGGGAGGGAGGAUUUAUUUUUUGGAAUCAGAGAAAAGCCUUGGGAAAAGACAGAUUACCAAGUCCCGAUGUUCCCAAACUGUUGACGUACUCACUCACAUAGACUUUAGGUUUAAAAAUCUCCUCAAGCCUUCAUUUGUUCAUGGAUGUGUGAGCUCUGAGGGUGGCCAGACUGCCCCUCAGCGUGCCUGCAGCUUCUCCCAGAGAGUAGGGGUCCUAGACGUAGUACUGGAACACUCCUCCCAGAGCUCACUCCAACCAGCACCUUUCCCCCCAGAGAGGCCAUGGCCACUGUGAGCAGGAAAGCAUCAGAGGUAGAAGGAAGCUGCCUUUGCUGGGCUGGGAGCACAGGCGGGGGAAGCUCUGCUGAAGAUGAGGGCCCGGUGGCCAGCAUAGCUGGCUGGCAAAUGCUCUGCUCCCGGCUGUAACUUGGAGGCAGUGCUUUCAUUCUGGAAAGAGCUCAAGCUGGAGACCUGACUGUCUCCGUGUGGUCUGAGUUAGCUUAAAUGGCCCUAGUCCUGACGUUCCUGAUAAUCUUGAAAGGUUCUUCUGGAACCCCUGUCACCUUAGUCAUGAGAGCAGAAAGUGCAAUAUGUCCUUUUACCCGGUGGCAGGGGGGCAGGGGGAUUUAUUUCUGAAAGAAAAAAUAUAUACACAGAUCUUCUACAUUUAUAUUUUUAACUUUCUGUUAAAAAAACACUCCAAUAUUGCCUUGCCUUUGAGCUCUUGCUACAGUCGCCUUUGCUACUGCUUUAAGAGAGAAUUUACAGGAAUUGAUAAAAACAAGACUGUUUUAUUAAAAGCUUUAUUCAACUUGAACAUGAUCACUGUGAAUAUUUUGACUACCUCUUGUCUGAGAAGUUCUAAGUCAUGCCAUCAGUCCCCACCACAUGCCUGGAAGGCAGGAGCUUGAACUAGGACAUCUCUCUUUUAGUCUAAAGCUGCUGCCUCUAAAUGAUGAUCCAAGCUGGCUUUAUCAUUCCCCUGUGCUCUUCCUAACGUUAGCUGGAGCUCCCACAUGUGAAGGUUACACGUUACGCUUCAUGAUCACCGGGUCUCCCAAAUGACCGUUUGAGAGUGAGGCCUGAAUGCAGCUCUGGGCCUGGGGCAGUAAUGUAAUAACAGCUCUUAUUUUGACUGGGCAAGAGGGGACAGGACUUGAAAUGGCCAGCCAGAAGCAGGUUUUGAAAUCUGAACUGGCCCUACACAUGCUGUUAUAAACCAGGAACAAAAAAAUGCCAGCAGAUCCAAGGCCCAAGAUCAUAGGGAAAACUGGUACAUUACACGGCCAAGGAGGUGGGGAAGAAGACUGCAUGAGGGAGAAGAGAUGGAGGAGGGUCUGCUUCCUUUGCAACAAUGACUGAGUUUAUGGCCAGAUUUCCAACCCUACUCUUUCAAAGCUGACUUUAAUACAUUCAGCUCUCUACUAAAAUGUUUUAGAAAACAAAAUAAUAGACUGUUUUAUUCAUGGUACUUUUUCUCACAUAUUUUUUAAUAAAGCAACAGCCUAUGACACAGUGCUCCAAACCAAUGAUUAAACACUUUCUUCUUAUCUGUGCAAUUCACCUAUCACGAACCCACAGUACUCUAAGAACUUCCUUUUCAAAAGUCUCAGCAAAAUGAGGCAGCAUUAUGUAAAGCUUCCAUAAAAGCCAGAAAUACUGUUUAGUUGAAGGAUAUGCCUGCCCUCUUUCACAAAACGCCCUCUACUGUGCCCCACAAACCACUUUGAUUUUCAGGCUACAAUGUAUGAUCAAUUCAAUUAACACCUUAAAAGAAUCAGUGAUCAGUCAAGUGGAGAAUUGC